UUCACCUCCCGAAAAAACUGACCUACCUAUCUGCAUUCAUCAUGAAAACCCCGGGAGAGACGGGGUUCGCCUUCCCCGAAUGGGCCUACAAGCCGGAGUCGAGCCCCGGGUCGCGACAGAUCCAGCUCUGGCACUUCAUCCUGGAGCUGCUGCGCAAGGAGGAGUACCACGACGUCAUCGCCUGGCAGGGCGACUACGGCGAGUUCGUCAUCAAGGACCCCGACGAGGUGGCGCGGCUCUGGGGGGCCCGCAAGUGCAAGCCCCAGAUGAACUACGACAAGCUGAGCCGGGCGCUCAGGUAUUACUACAACAAGAGGAUCCUGCACAAGACUAAAGGGAAGAGGUUCACCUACAAGUUCAACUUUAACAAGCUGGUGCUUGUGAAUUAUCCCUUUAUUGACAUGGGUUCUGCUGGGAGCGGUGUUCCUCAGAGCGCGCCCCCGGUGCCGUCUGGGGCGGGGACCCACUUCCGCUUCCCGCCGUCCACGCCGUCGGACGUGCUGUCCCCGAGCGAGGAGCUGCGCAGCCCGGUGUUCAGUGCGGUGGCCGGCCGCAUGGCCCGCAACUCCAUCAGCGACUGCAGCGACGGCACCUCCGUCAACUCUGAGCUGGAGGAGGGCGGGGCCGAGGAGCGGGGCGGCGUCGGCGAGCGCGGGGGCGGCGGCGGCGGCUUCCGCAGCAUCCUGCACCCCCGCCUCUCCCACGACCCCCUCUUCCGGGUGUACCCCCCUCACCCACGGGCCCCGCCGGCCCACCGCGUCCACCCCGACCCCCUGUCCCCCUUCCCCGUGUCCCCGCUGCCCGGCCCCGGGGGCGCCGGCGGCCUGCUGGCCCCUCCCCUCUCCCCCGCCCUCUCCAUGACCCCGUCCUCCCACCUGCCCUACACCCCGUCCCCGUCCCUCUCCCCCAUGCUGGGCUCCCACUUCUCCUUCAACCCCGAGGACAUGAAGCGCUACCUGCAGGCCCACACCCAGAGCGUCUACAACUACCACCUGAGCCCCCGCGCCUUCCUGCACUACCCCAACAUCAUCAUCCCCCAGCCCCAGCGUCCCGACAAGGGCCUGGGCCCCGCCGGGGGCGAGCGGCCCGCCCUCAACAGCCACCACCCGCCCCUGCCCCACAGCCACGCCCACCCGCUGCACGCCGGCGAGGAGCCCCACCUCUCGCCCUUCAAGUUCAAGCUGCAGCCGCCGCCCCUGGGCCGCAAGCAGAGGGAGGGGCAGGGUCAGGCGCAGGGCCGGCCGGGCACCUCCGGCUCCGCCCCCGCCCCCCCCGGCUCCGCCUCUGGGCUUGGGCCCUCAUUCUCCUACAGCGGCGACCUGGGCUCCGCCGGAGGCUCCGGUCUGGCCUCCAACUGCGCCUCCUCUGCCUCUCUGAGCAACACCAGCAGCCUGCCCAAAAUCAAGGUGGAGCCCAUCUCCGACAUCGAGUCGGAGGAGGAGGUGGAGGUGACGGACAUCAGCGAAGAGGAGGCGGAGGAGCGUGAGGGAGAGGACGGGUUCGACCCCUUCCCCCACCCCCACCCGCACCGGCACGAGCAGAGGCCCAACGGCGUGGCCCCGCCCGCCUCGGCCAACGACGACGAGCUGGACGAGGACGUCUUCAAGACCCCCGCGGCACCGCCGCCGGCGCUGCUGUCCUUCCCGGGCCCCCCGGCGGAGGGCGGCCGGCGCCCGGUGGGCGUGAAGAUCGAGCCGGGCGAGCAGGCCAGCACGGCGGCGGGGCCCGCACCCGCCAGCCCCGGCGGCACCAAAUGCAUCCCGCUCAAGCUGCGCUUCAAGCGCCGCUGGAGCGAGGACCAGCGCAUGGAGGCCGGCGCCGACGAGUCCGACGACAAGAAGGUGCGGGCGGAUGAGGGGGAGGCGAACGGGGAGAGGGAGAGGGAGGGGGAGCGGGAGAGGGAGAGGGCCGGCCUCCCGCCCCAGCCGCAGCGGCGGGUGAGCGCCGAGCUCCACCGUGCCGCCGCCCAGCUCUCCCUGGAGAACAACUGCUGAUCCCAGCCUGCCCGCCCGCGCGCGUGCUCACACACACUAACGCAGACGCCGACACACACUAAUACGGAUGGAGACGUGAGGAGGGAUCAUAAUGACAGACACGUCACACAGACGGUGGCGCGUACGCUCCAAUACUGACACCCCCCCCCCCCCAAUGUAAACCUCAAGAAACUCUAAAGACAAAAAAUCCCCCCCACCCCCCCGAACCCUGCACAAAGUGACUCCUCUCUCACAGUGGCCUUUGUACCGUUACGCAUAUCUCUCUGGAGGCCCCUCCUCCUCCUCCUGAUCCGAACUGGACCACCUGCUCCAUCAUCCUCACAGAGGCAGGGCGACGGUCCAAACGGGGGCGAGGAAGAAGCGAUUGAAUUUGGAGGCCUCCAGUCUUUUAUCAGGUCCAAACUCCUCCCGCCAUCCCGCACCCCUCCCCACCCUGUUCUUAGAAAGGGGGAGAUUUUAUUUUUAGGAUUUUCGGUUUUUAUUUGUUUACUUCGUUUUUAAAUGUUUUGAAACACAGGAUUUCAUAAGUGCCUGUUCUUGCGCACAGAACAAGAAAGAGAGAGAAGCGAGCAGCGGAACUGACUCUAAAGAGACAGGAGUACUGGGAGUAUUCGAAACAAAACAUUUAUUUUCCCCGCUUUUUCUUCAGCUUCUCAAAUAUCAGUGACUUUUCCCAUUAACUGACACCAAUUCUGUGAAGAAACUGGAGAUGGAGCUUGGGGGUGGGGCAGGACAGGGGGGCUGAAUCACCUGACUGGAAGGCCCGCCCCUUUUUGUACAGACCUAUCAGAGCAGCAGUGCGGCGCGUGUGUGCGUCCUGCCCUGCGAAGCAGGUCUCACCGGCUGCACGCUCCCAAACUGACUCAGGGCUGCUUCACCCGGGGGCCCUCCCCGAUCUCCGCGCCAGGAUUGGCCGUGCCUUUCGCACUGGCUCCUCCCACCCCUGAGGCAGCCAGUCAGCCGCAGCGGUGCCCGGCAGUGCGGGAGCUGGCGGAGAGGCGCGGCUG
Messenger RNA from Megalops cyprinoides (Indo-Pacific tarpon), 3001 nucleotides. Its product is annotated as ETS domain-containing transcription factor ERF-like. Gene Ontology annotation, molecular function: sequence-specific DNA binding; DNA-binding transcription factor activity, RNA polymerase II-specific. Bases 42 to 1994 code for a protein of 650 amino acids. Gene Ontology annotation, cellular component: nucleus. Lineage: Eukaryota; Metazoa; Chordata; Actinopteri; Elopiformes; Megalopidae. Gene Ontology annotation, biological process: regulation of transcription by RNA polymerase II; cell differentiation. The record is from RefSeq and is a predicted model, not a curated record. The transcript has 5 exons.